AUGGCAACCAAGAGAAACAACAGUGAUCUCGCGCCUGGUAAUCCCCAGCCGCCCGUGGAGCCAGCCUCAUCCAUUCUCGCGGCACAUUUCGCCCCUCUGGCAACCCAAGGGCAUAAUGGCCAUCGACUAUCGCGAGAAACAUUUUCACAACUACGCCAAGAACUUUUGGGAGAAAGGCAAAGUCAAAUGCGCGUUGACGAAGGCAUCACAGACAUCAAUAAGCUCGUCUGCAUUGUUCUUAAGGCUGGUCUAGAUGUGGAUCCCAGUACUGACACCCCGGAAAAUGACCUGCAGGGCCAAAUUUUGGACUGUCUGGAUAUCAUCCAAGCCAGUAUCGAGAAAGCUCCCCAGGCACUAUGGGAUAUCUCUGACCCGCUGAUUCUGGGCGAGAAUGUCGAGGCACCAUUAUUUGCCUGGCUGACCCUCCGACUGAUUAAAUUGGCUGGAAACUGGCCCUCCGAGGUUGUUGAGCAAAGAACGCAUUUGAUACUACACUGUAUGGCCAGUCUCCAAUCUAAACAAGCUCGCUCAUCACCCGUAUGCUACGGCAUCUCAGCCUUCCUUCGUGCUUGUACCUCGGACAUUCUAUGUGCCCUGGAAACUUUCCAGCGAGGAAGCUUUCGGGGUCCUUCUUCCGCAAAACUGACCUUGCCCGCGACAAACGGGUCACUGGGAGUGGAUCUUGAAAAUCUGGCUCUUUCCCGCGGUCUCCUAAGAGAAACCAUAUCUCUGGGGUCUUUCCCCCGAGCAAUCAUUAUUGUUUCUCUUCUUCUAGACUCGAUUAGCCCACAAGCUGCAAUAGAAGGCUUUCCAAAGGGACGAAGCUUCAUUCUUCGCCAGAACCUCCCGUGGGUUUCGAAUGGGUACAAUCGCUUGCGUAAGGUGGUGGUCAAAUGGCUACAGACAGCUGGAUCGUCCUUUACUCCGGACGAUCAACAGGUCGUCAUGCAAUUUAUGGCAUAUACACACCGGUUCUGCGUGUCUGACUCAUGCGGAUCAGCCUUGCGUUCCGAUGUAUGCUUGGCCUCAACUUGGGCUCAAUGCCUAAGUGACAUGCUUCCACCUAUUGUUCACAGCCAGUUGUAUUUUCUUCAAACGGGAAUGAUUCACUUCAUGGAAGAAGCGAUACAAGCGGCAACUGGUUCUGAACUCUUCACGCAACAAUUGAGGGAAACGAUCCUGCCUGCUCUCUCAGAAAUCAAGGACAAGGAUGGUAAUAUUUUGCCCAUGGAGCUGGAUUUAUCGAUUCCAAUCAAGUCUCUCGAGGUGGCACUGUUCAAUACAUCAGCGCUCGCCGAAAAAUCCCCCAAGGAUUCGUCUGGUCCUCCAACAGCUGAGGUUACUCUCGAUCUCCAAAGGCCGGGAACACCUGCCGACGGAAUGGAUCAAACUGAGGAUAUGCGAGCGUCAAAACGCAUGUGUCUGACUGUCGAGCCUUUGAAUAAAAGCUUACGGCAUCGGCAAAUGGAAAGGCUAUCGGAAAUGAUAAACUACGAUGGUAGCAGAGGAUUGGCAGGUCUACGCACUGCACUGGAAAGCUCAUUUGAUGAACUUUCCGAGCCUCAAAAGUCCGAUCUGCUGGCCAUCAUCGGACAGCUUUCAUGCACAAUCACGGGGAACCUUAAACAGAAGCUCUCAGAUGUUGUAGGGCGAGAUACAGUAUUCUGCGAAACGUGCGAUUCAGAACCACACACACCUGAGACCGAAAAUGAGAAAGAUAAAAUCGAAUUUGAGGAACUAUGGACAGUGUUCAAUUCCAUACUACCAAAACUCACACGCACACCCGGUCCACGCAUAGCUGCGAUGGUUUCACUAAGAAGGAUUCUGAUGCAUUCGCCUUGUUUGGAUCAAAUGCAUCUAUCGUCAUCUGCAUCUGGGGAGUUUUGCCUCCAUUCUCUUCGAAGUUCUAACCGAGAACUUCGUGUAGCGACCAGCCAUUCGGUUGUAGCCUUUGUGCAUCCUAACUUACAGUCAGAUGUCCGUCGAGCCAACUUUGUCAUCCUACUUGAAUCGCUCAAGAGUAUCUCUGAGAAAAAUGACAUUCCUUUGCAUGAGGCGUGUGUGUUGACACUCUGCUGCCUUGCCAAGUUCUCAGACGAGGAAGAGAAAAAUCUCAUCCUUUUGCGCCUUGUGGAGUAUCUCGGUCACCCAAACCCAUACAUAUGUGCCGUGGCAUACGACGAGUUGUCCAAGCUUGCUUUUCAAUUUACUUUGACACCUGCUGGCUUAUUCCGACCGUAUUGGAGAUCACUGUCCGUGGCCGUCGUAAAAAACCUCCAGAGUCGCCCAUAUAUGGCCGAACAGCUCUGUGAACUGCUUGGCAUGAAGGUUGACAGCUUUUUGCGACUAACCGAAGUACAUGUCCUGCCUUACUUGGUCUUGACAAGAAAAAGAGACAUCAUUGCCAGAAUAGGAGCGAGUCGCGACGAAGCCGAAUCGCCUUUCGAUGUCUGCUCCGAAAAAAACAAUCUUGCGGCAAUUCUUGCUUUCCUGCUCGCCCAAGAAUCUAGCAACCCAGAAGUCAUGAUCAUGUCUCUACUAUCAGAGAUAGAUCCUGCUUUUAUUGGACGAACUCUUGCGGAACUGGUCCGUAUUGAGCCGAUCCUGAUUGCUUGCGAUUUGCUGAAAAGUCUCGGGGAUGCUGGUGAACAAAAUAAGGAACGAUUUCAUCAAGCACUUCGACGCCUAGCUACAUUCGUCCCACGGAAGUCUGCUGCACAUGGAGGGGGCUCCUCAAAAAAAGCGAACUUGCUGAGCCACUUCAUCGAGGAGCAUGUUCUUGGAAUCAUCACCCAAUUUUCAAACGCUAUCAAUGACGUUCAAGUGCGGCAAACUCUGGCGGAGAAAAGACGCAACAUCAAAGCAAUUGAGGAAAUGAUCAUUAUUGCUCAAGGUCAUGUCAGUAAUGCGCUACCUCAGGUCUGUGCUUGUCUCCGUUCUGCCCUCGAUAUUGAGGAAUUAUGCGGUCAGGCGUUCUCGGCUUGGACAACAUUAAUCAGCUCCCUCAGUGCCGAAGACCUUGAGCCUCUUAUUGACCAGACAUUGGCAAUCGUGAUCAGAUACUGGGAUAGAUUGGCCAACGAAAGCAGAAAACAUGCUUAUCAGUUAAUCGACCAUAUAUUAACCAACCAUCCAAACCUCGUGCGAGAUACCUUCAAUACAAUGCCUUCCCUAGCCUCAAUCCCUGAGAUGGCCGCAUUUGAGACUCAGAUCAACGAAUUGCGGGCGGAGAUGGAUGUUCGAAGUCGGUUGCUAGCUUUAAUUCGCCGCUGUCAGAGUGAAAACGGAACGGUUGUCGAGCAAGCCUUGGCCGAACUACUUCCUUUCUUAUCCGAAAACGAGGAGUUCUUGCACAUUUCCGCUAUUAGUGAGCAGCCGGACCCUGUGAUUGCACAGCUCACAAGAGCAUUGUUGGACUGCUGUGUUAAGUUUAAUACGAAUUCAGACAGCAUAACAUUACUGGCAGCACAAUGUUUAGGCCUUGUUGGCUGUUUGGACCCGAAUCGAGUCGAGUCAAUCAAAGAGAAGAAGGAUAUUCUUGUUCUGUCCAAUUUCGAUCGAAUGGAGGAGAUUGUGGAAUUUGUUCUUUUCUUUCUCCAGCAUGUGCUUGUCGAUGCAUUCUUGUCGGCCUCUAACACUAGAGCUCAAGGGUUUUUGGCAUAUGCCAUGCAGGGCCUCCUCAGAAUUUCCAACCUACAUACAAUUGUUACUCAGCGUUCUCGUGACCUUCAGGACGAUGAGAAAUACCAGCGAUGGAUGGAACUCCCGGAAGGGAUUCGAAAUACUCUGACACCAUUUCUUACAUCGACAUACACAGUCACCAUCGUUGCCAAAACACCAGAGGUUGAAUACCCUCUGUUUUCUGAAGACAAGACUCAUGGCGAGUGGCUGCGAACCUUGGUACAGGAUCUGCUCCAAAUGGGAAGGGAAGACAACGCAAAGCUCAUUUUUGCUUUCGGCAGUCGUGUGGUAAAAGGACAAGAUAUAUCAAUCUCCUCAUUCCUCUUGCCGUUCGCGGUGUUGAACCGCAUUGUCGGAGGUACAGUGCAAGAACAGCAAGACAUUCAGCUCGAGCUCAUCAAGGUCCUUUCACAUCCUCUCCCCGAUACAAAUAACAACGCUCGUGAAACAAUCAUAAGCUGCAGUCAGAGUGUUUUCGAGGUUCUGGACUACUUGUCGCGGUGGCUUCAGGGGAAAAAGAAGCAGCUUAAUAGCUUAGGCCACCAGCCUAACCAGUCGAGUCGUUCUCGUGGAGAUACCGGUCGAGAACUCCUCGUCGACAAAUACUCGUCUCAGAUCAAGUCUGUCGAGGCCAUUCUGGCUGCAAUCCCACCUGAAAUCAUAUCAAAACGCUCCAUGGAAUGUAAAUCGUUCUCUCGCGCUUUGUUCCAUUGGGAGCAGUAUAUUCGGAGAUGUACCGCACAGCCGGACUCCACGGAAGGUUCUGGCUCGGAUGCGCUUUAUCAGAGAUUGCAAGAUAUCUAUAGCCAAAUUGAUGAGCCGGACGGAAUAGAAGGUAUAUCCAGCUAUUUGUCCGGGCUCAAUGUUGACCAGCAGGUUUUGGAGCACCGAAAGGCGGGCAGAUGGGCCACCGCACAGAGUUGGUAUGAGCUUCAGCUUGAAAAGGAACCUGAAAAUUUAGAGGCGCAGUGGAAUCUUAUCACUUGCCUGAAGGAAUCAGGUCAACAAGAUGCCAUUCUCACCCGUUUCGAAGCCGUCAAAGAUAAAGAUGCUGCAACUUCACGACUCCUGCCAUUCGCAGUAGAAGCAUCUUGGAUCACAGGUAGAUGGUCCAAACUCAAAGGCUACCUUGAAUUAUGUGCCGAGAAAGGGACUGGUGACUUUAACGUGGGCAUUGGCUCAGCUCUCUACACUCUUCAAGGGAGACAUGAAAACAAUGAUGCUUUGUUGAAGGAGAAGUCAGAGACAUUCACAAAAACAAUUAACCAGCUCAGACUCAAUAUUGCAAAGUCAUUGACGGCAAAUUCUGUCACUUCAUUGCAAUCAUGUCAUGACGAUAUGCUUCGCCUACAUGCCUUGGCAGAUGUGGAAGCGAUAGCCAAUGCGGGAACCGGGGAAUCCUCAUAUCCAGACUUGCCCUCUGCCCUGAAACGACGUUUAGAUGUCUUGGGGGGUUAUAUUGCCGAAAAGCAGUAUCUGCUUGGCAUCAGACGAGCGGCGAUGGAACUAGCGGGAGGCUUCGUCGAUUCCGACAUCUCUGCUGCUUGGCUUACCAGUGCCCAUCUCUCACGCAAAGGAAAAUUCACCAGCCAGGCUUACCAUUCUAUGCUUAACGCAGCUAGGCUUAAAGAUCGGUCAGCCACCAUUGAACAUGCAAAACUACUCUGGCAAGAUGGACACCAUCGAAAGGCAAUUCAGACCCUCGAAGGGGCUAUUUCUGUGAAUGAAGCCACUCCGGCAGCAUCCAAUGCAGUUGAAUCCCAGGCAGCCUCCUUUGUCUCUAGCCGUGGACAGAAACAAAAUGAUGUUCCUGCAAGGGCUCAUCUUAUGCUGGCAAAAUGGACUGAUAGAGCCGGCCAGACUCACUCAGAGGCCAUUGUUCAACGAUACCGAGAAGCCAUCAAGCUGUACCCAAGGUGGGAGAAAGCCCAUUACUAUUUGGGUAAACAUUACAACAAGAUCCUUGACUCUGAGAAAGCGAAACCUAUGGGCAAAGAAGCUCAAAUAUAUUUGAGUGGAGAAGCUACCAAGUUGGUGAUUGACAAUUACUUACGCUCUCUAACCUAUGGCAGCAAAUAUGUUUUCCAGACCCUGCCAAAGCUUCUCACCCUUUGGUUGGAGCAUGCCUCCAUCGUUGAUCAGCCCAUUGAUCCCAAAAGAGGAGACAAUGAGGCGUUCCAGAAACAUACACAAGCGAAGCGGCAGAAAAGUUUGGACGAGAUGCAUGCCCAAUUGAAAAAAUACAUCUCAUCCCGUCUCCAGCCCGCUUUGCUUUUUACAAUCCUGCCUCAGGUGGUAGCCCGUAUCUGUCACCCUAACAACACGGUCUACGACCUUUUGACUAGAAUUGUGACCAAGGCCGUCCACUACUUUCCCCAGCAAGGUCUAUGGACAGUCCUCGCAGUGGUCAAAUCUUCGACUAAGGAUCGGGCAUCGAAGGGUUAUAACUGUCUCCAGAAGAUCACAGAAUUUACCACCAAACACAAAGUGGACAUUUCGUCUGCUGAAAUCCGCCGCAUGAUCACCUCUGGUCAAAAGUUCUCAGAGGAGUUGCUUCAGCUAUGCCUCGCGCCCGUGGAGGAUAGAGUCAGUAAGGUCCAGCUUUCUCGCAGUCUUGGCUUCAAUCACAAGGUUGCCCCUUGUCGACUCGUCGUGCCCUUCCAGGCUAUGUUGAUUCCGAGUCUCCCUGCAAGCCAUGAUGCGGAGUAUCUGAAAGGAUUCAGAGCGUUCCCCCGGGAUCCGACAACAAUUGAAGCUGUUUUGGAUGAGGCGCAUAUCUUGAACUCGCUUCAAAAGCCUCGCAAGAUUAGUAUUCGAGGCUCCGAUGGAAAGAUUUACAAUGCACUUUGUAAACCCAAAGAUGAUCUUCGAAAGGACCAGCGUCUCAUGGAAUUCAAUAACAUGAUCAAUCGGUUCUUGAAACGGGAUGUUGAGGCCAGCAAACGAAGAAUGUCGCUAAUUCAAGAAACCCAAACUACAGACAUCAAGACCUACGCAGUGACCCCGUUGAAUGAAGAAUGUGGCCUGAUCGAAUGGGUGGAUAAUCUGCGCACACUGAGAGACAUCAUAGUCAAGCUUCUACGCGAGCGAGGAGUUGCACCAAAUUACACUGAGAUUAAGCACUAUCUCAACGAGAUUUGCUUAGACCGAUCAGGUUCCAAGCUACCUCUGUGGGAUUCUAAGAUUCUGGUCAAGCUUCCUCCUGUUCUCCAUGAGUGGUUCAUCGAAAUGUUCCCAGAGACCGAAGCGUGGUUCACCGCAAGAUUGCGAUACACAAGGUCUGCGGCGGUGAUGUCGAUGGUUGGAUAUGUCCUAGGACUUGGAGAUCGACAUGGAGAGAACCUGUCAUUUGAGGAAGGCACAGGAGGGAUCCUGCAUGUUGAUUUCAAUUGUCUAUUCGACAAGGGUCAAACAUUUGAGAAACCCGAAGUCGUUCCAUUUCGACUGACGAACAACAUGAUUGAUGCUUUUGGUGCUUAUGGGUACAACGGACCCUUCCGACGCACCUGCGAAAUCACUCUCAGUCUCCUGCGACAAAACGAGGAUUCGCUGAUGACCAUUCUCGAAACUUUCCUUCAUGAUCCAACCACCGACUUCAUCGGAAAAAGGCGUCGUAAUCCCACGAACGUCCCUGACACACCGGUCGGUGUCCUGGAAGAUGUUCGUAACAAACUCCGCGGUUUCAUGUCUAAGCAGCCCAUCGCCCUAUCCGUGGACGGACAGGUAGAUGAGCUAAUUGUACAGGCAACCGAUAAGAAGAAUCUGGCGGCCAUGUACAUCGGAUGGUGUGCCUUCUUUUGA
This is a messenger RNA of Penicillium verhagenii, 7482 nucleotides long. RefSeq names its product protein kinase MEC1 (gene atrA). The record is from RefSeq and is a predicted model, not a curated record. NCBI's taxonomy places the organism in Eukaryota, Fungi, Ascomycota, Eurotiomycetes, Eurotiales, Aspergillaceae. Gene Ontology annotation, biological process: telomere maintenance; DNA damage checkpoint signaling; protein phosphorylation. Gene Ontology annotation, molecular function: protein serine/threonine kinase activity; protein binding. The transcript has 25 exons. Gene Ontology annotation, cellular component: nucleus. The coding region runs from base 1 to 7482 and encodes 2493 amino acids.